This is a messenger RNA of Sarcophilus harrisii (Tasmanian devil), 1023 nucleotides long. RefSeq names its product olfactory receptor 5D18-like. The transcript has a single exon. The record is from RefSeq and is a predicted model, not a curated record. Gene Ontology annotation, molecular function: odorant binding; G protein-coupled receptor activity; olfactory receptor activity. NCBI's taxonomy places the organism in Eukaryota, Metazoa, Chordata, Mammalia, Dasyuromorphia, Dasyuridae. Gene Ontology annotation, biological process: sensory perception of smell; G protein-coupled receptor signaling pathway. Bases 57 to 992 code for a protein of 311 amino acids. Gene Ontology annotation, cellular component: membrane.
UCAUUGCACUAUUCUUCUUUGCAGGAUACAUCUUAAAAUUCCUUUCACCUUUAGCCAUGAUGAUCUCUGGUAGAAAUCACAGUGCUGCUCCAGCUAUUCUCAUUCUCUUGGGAUUCUCUGACUAUCCAGAAUUCCAGAUUCUUCUCUUUCUGAUAUUUUUGACCAUCUAUGUGAUCACUGUGAUGGGGAAUGUUGGCAUGAUCGCAAUCAUUAUUAUGAACCCCAAAUUGCACACUCCAAUGUAUUUUUUCCUAAAACAUUUGUCCUUUGUGGAUUUCUGUUACUCCACUGCAGUUACACCAAAGUUGCUGGGAAACUUAGUUACAGAAGAUAGGACAGUGUCUCUCUCUGCUUGUAUCACACAAUUCUUCAUUUUUGUUACCUGUGCUUUGACUGACAACUUCAUGUUGGCAGUGAUGGCAUAUGACCGCUUUGUGGCCAUUUGUAAACCCCUUUUGUACCUGGUUAUCAUGUCCCAGAAACGUUGUGUCCUGUUGAUGGCUGCAGCAUACAUCUGGGGCACACUCUUCACUCUGACCUUAACCUACUCUCUCCUUACAUUAUCUUUUUGUGGGACUAACAUCAUUGAUAAUUUUGUUUGUGAGUAUUCUGGCAUACUUUAUGCCUCUUGCUCUGACAAACAUUUCAGUGAGCUGUUUCUUUUUACAGUAGCUAAUAUUAAUAUGCUGAGCACACUCAUGGCCAUAAUAUCUUCUUAUAUUUUUAUUUUUGUAACUGUCAUGAAGAUGCAUUCAGUUAGGGCAAAAUAUAAGGCUUUCUCUACUUGUGCUUCUCACUUGACAGCUGUUGGACUCUUUUAUGGAACAGUCAUUUUCCUCUACUGUAUACCCAAUACUAAAAAUUCCUGGUUUACUGCUAAAUUGGGAACCGUUUUCUAUGCAGUGGUCAUCCCCAUGCUGAACCCCCUUAUAUACAGUCUGAGGAACAAUGAAGUGAAGGAAGCAUUCAAGAAGUUAGUGGUCAAAAUAUGAUUCCUCAAUAAAUUAUUACAAUCAUCUUCAU